Brassica napus (rape) is the source of this 3309-nucleotide messenger RNA. RefSeq names its product putative pentatricopeptide repeat-containing protein At5g08310, mitochondrial. The record is from RefSeq and is a predicted model, not a curated record. The transcript has 2 exons. The coding region runs from base 128 to 2605 and encodes 825 amino acids. NCBI's taxonomy places the organism in Eukaryota, Viridiplantae, Streptophyta, Magnoliopsida, Brassicales, Brassicaceae. Gene Ontology annotation, molecular function: protein binding.
AUGCUGACUUUUGUCAACUCAAAAUCACGUUUGCGAAAUUCGCGUUUGCAAUAAUAUUUGCCAAAACAAAACACACAACCUUCAGGUGUCAAAAGUGUUUUUUUUGGGUCCGAUCGUUUUUUCUCCAAUGGCCUUCUCGAGAACCGCUCUUCUCUACCAUCGAUUCUCCAGACAACACCAACUCCACAGACCAUUCACCACGAAACCAGACAACAACACAUUCCUCCAUCCCAACCAAUCCGAACUCGCCCAAAACCUAAUCACAAUCUUCACAACAAGACAACCUUUCUCCCCUUCCGACCCCGAACUGCUCCGUCUCGCUCCCGAGCUCAACACCAAGGUAGUCGAAACCGUCUUGAACGGAAUCACAAGAUGGGCCUCGGCUCAUCUCUUCUUCAACUGGGCUUGUCAACAGCAAGGCUACCGAAACGAUAUGUACGCUUACAACGCAAUGGCUUCUAUCCUAUCACGUGCUCGACAAAAUGCCUCACUGAAAGCUUUGGUUAAAGACGUUAUAAACUCUCGCUGUUUCAUGUCUCCAGGAGGGUUAGGGUUCUUCAUCAGGUGUUUGGGUAACGCUGGGCUUGUGGAAGAAGCGAGUUUUGUUUUUGAUCGAGCUAGAGAGAUGGGUCUUUGCGUUCCCAAUGUGUACACUUAUAACUGUUUGUUGGAAGCGGUUUCUAAGUCGAGUUUGAGCUCGGUUGAGUUGGUUGAGGAGAAGCUGGAGGAGAUGAGGCGCUGCGGGUUUGAUUUCGAUAAGUAUACGCUCACGCCAGUUUUAAAGGUUUACUGCAACGCUGGAGAGUUUGAGAAAGCGUUGAGUGUUUUCAAUGAGAUAAUUAGUCGAGGCUGGCUUGAUGAGCACAUCUCAACGGUUUUGGUUGUGUCGUUUUGUAAGUGGGGGAAGGUGGAUAAGGCUUUUGAGUUGGUUGAGAUGCUGGAAGAGCGUGAGGUUAGGUUGAAUUACAAGACGUGUUGUGUUUUGAUUCAUGGGUUUGUGAAGGAGUGUAGGGUUGAUAAAGGGGUUGAGUUGUUUGAGAAGAUGCGUGGGAUGGGUAUGGAGGCUGAUAUCGCGUUGUAUGAUGUGUUGAUUGGAGGGUUGUGCAAGGCUAAAGAUCUUGAGAGGGCUUUGAGUUUGUAUUUGGAGAUGAAGAAGUCGGAAGUUAGACCUGAUAGAGGUGUACUUGGGAAGCUGAUACGUUCGUUUUCUGAAGAAAGUGAGUUAAGUCGGAUAAUAAAAGUGAUUAUUGGAGAUAUAGACACGAAAACUGUGAUGCUUUUGUACAAAACUUUGUUGGAGGGGCUUAUUCGGAAUGGUUUGGUGAAUGAUGCUUGCAGUUUUAUUCAGAACCUCAUGGGAGAUUACGAGUCGGAUUAUGAGUCUGAGAUUGUUCAGCUUCUAAAGGAUCAGAAUAAAGCAAUUCUCCCAGAUUCUGAAACUCUUAACAGUGUGAUUGAUUGCUUGGUGAAAGCUAAUAAGGUGGAUAUGGCAGUGAGCUUGUUACAUGUUAUUGUUCAGAACGGUCUUACCCCAAGUCUUAUGAUGUACAACAACGUAAUCGAGGGGUUGUGUAAAGAAGGAAGGUCAGAAGAAAGCUUGAAACUGUUGGGGGAAAUGAAGGAACCAAGUCAAUUCACACUUAACUGUAUUUAUGGUUGCUUGGCUGAGCGGUGCGAUGUUGCAGGAGCAGUCGACUUACUGAAAAAGAUGCGUUUCUAUGGAUUUGAGCCAUGGAUAAAGCACUCAACCUUACUUGUCAAAAAGCUCUGUGAGAAUGGGAGAGCCGUUGAUGCUUGCAAAUACCUUGAUGAUGUGGCUGGAGAAGGUUUCUUUAAUCACAUGGUUGCCUAUACUGCUGCAGUUGAUGGUCUCGUAAAAAACGAGGGAGUGGACAGAGGUUUAGAGCUAUUCCGAGACAUAUGUGCCAGUGGUCAUUCCCCUGACGUGAUUGCGUACAAUGUAAUGAUAAAAGCUCUGUGUAAAGCAUCUCGAACUACUGAAGCUGAUGACUUGUUUAACGAAAUGGUAUCAAAAGGACUAAAAGCGUCUGUUGCUACUUAUAACAGUAUGAUAGAUGGAUGGUGCAAGGAAGGUGAGAUUGAUAGGGCCAUGUCUUGUGUCGCGAGGAUGUACGAGGAUGAGAAAGACCCUGACGUCAUUACCUACACUAGCUUAAUCCAUGGGCUAUGCGUUAGUGGAAGGCCUGGUGAAGCAAUCUCUCGUUGGAAUGAGAUGAAGAGCAGAGAUUGCUGUCCGAAUACAAUUACCUUCAUGGCGCUUAUUCAGGGUCUUUGCAAAUGUGGCUGGUCGAAUGAAGCUUUGGUUUAUUUUCGUGAGAUGGAAGAAAAGGAAAUGGAGCCUGAUUCAGCUGUUUACUUGUCGCUCAUAAGCUCUUUUCUGUCGAGUGGAAACAUCAGUGCCGGGUUUGAGAUAUUCAGAGAAAUGGUUUGUAAAGGAAGGUUUCCGAUUUUAGUAGAUAGGAACUACCUGCUUGCUGUUGAUGCUACAAAUAAGUUUGUGGCAGACUUUAGGACAUCAUGUUAUCUUACAGGUCUGAUUAAAGACGGCAGAUUGCCUAUUGUAGCUGCUGUGAGUAGACAAUGAAGUAAACGCUUCUAAUUGAAAGAGGGGUUACUUAUUGAGAUUGGUUGCAGAGCUUUUCAGCUAGUGUUUUGGCAAAAGCUUAGUUUUGAAAGCAAUAAAAAGCUACCUCCUUAUUACUAACCUUGGUCUGAUGCCAUGGACCCAGCUUUGUCUUCCAAGGCGCAGAGGUGAACUAUAUGGAUCAGUACUUCAAUGUUGGGUGCUUUGCUUAACGGGUGUAUUACUAUUAACCAUGGAAACUUGGAACUUGCGGAAACAGUUGCAGAGAAGCUUGUAGAGUUGCGACCCCAGAAUGAUGGACGAUAUAUGGGGGCUAGCAAACGUUUAUGCGACCAGUAUCAUGGCUUGGUCAACGAGAGAAGCAAUGGAGAAGAAAGGGGUGAAGAAGAUUGCAGUAAACAGUAUCAUCAUUGAAUUGAAUGGGAACACCACAGAUUCAAAGCUCAUGACAAAACACAUUUUUGACUCGGAGGAGAUCUAUUCAGCGUUACAUCUGGAUGGAUCCCAAUGUUGACAAUGACUACAGUCAAGACUAUUGUUGCGUUUGUUCUUGAUCAUAUGCUACAGUACCAUGACUACAUUUGUCCAAUAAGAUUAUUUGGGUCAAAGUAAAAUAUAGAGAAACAUGGAUCCACUCUUUUUUCCUUGUAAUGGAAGAUACACAAUUAAAAGUUUCAAGCAAACUGGAUUUAUUCAGUCCAUCA